Molecule: messenger RNA, 228 nt
Organism: Botrytis porri
Lineage: Eukaryota; Fungi; Ascomycota; Leotiomycetes; Helotiales; Sclerotiniaceae
Exons: 1
Coding region: 1-228 (75 amino acids)
Source: RefSeq, a predicted model, not a curated record
AUGGCUCGCUCAACACCGCCUUACCGAAUGUUUUUCGCUGCCUGGGUCGUCGCCGGUCUGUCAAUCUGUCUAUGGCAAAUGAGCCCCCAAAGCCCCUCCCUCGAAAGCCGGACCAUGAUAUUUGACCCCAACACAGAGAUGCAACAAAUCGCUACGUACGCUGAUAACUCUACACUUCCAUCUCUCAUCUCCUCGUCCAUUUCUACAUCCACAUCCACAGACGUUUAA